AUGUUAGUAGUAAUAUCAUUUAUCACUCGGCUGCUCUACCGGUUUCGUGGGCAAUCAGAGCCCGAGGCCAAGGGUGGCGUGUUGUCUACUCUUCGCAUUCAUCGUUCGAGUGCUGUCCCUUUCGAGUCCGUCUGUAAAGUCGGACGUGGCAACAACUGUACAGCGCCGACUGCCUGGGAGAUGACCGCGCUGUUCAAGCAACAGCAGACUCCACUCGUUGAUGGUCAUGCCGAGGCCGCGGCAGAGCCGAGGAUCAUGGCUCAUUCGAGCCGAGACCUGUUCGUCAAACGCGUCGAGGAUGUAUCCCGUCUGGCCAACGGGAAGCCUGGUUUCCCCACCUCCAGGAGCCUGCAUUUGCCUGAGCUAGUUGGUGAAGGUCUUUUUUCUCAAUCGGAAGAAACCACCGAUCCGCAGGGCGCCGGGCAAGGAAGAUACGUCUGUGGCAACCGGAACGGAGAUGUGAAGAUUCCGGAUCAAGUGAAUGGUUGGCAGAACGAGCAGAAUCCUCAGCCGACGUUCCAGCCUCUCGACGAGGGGUCAACUUGUGACUCCACCACCAUAAGCCUUAGCAUCAGUCCAAAAGACUUGAUGCUUCCGGCUAAGACGGACUGUCGACAACCCGUAGCCCUAACGACGGCUGACCGGCAGGUUGGCAACCGUAUGGUCGGCAACCCCGACAGCACUGAGGGACGUACAGCCAAGGACACUGUCUGUCUUAGCGGGUAUCAUCACAUCGACAGAGUCGGUCAGAUCUGCACCACCGGCGGCCACAAAAGUGGACACGACAGAGGCCUGAACGAUCAGCCGACUCAAAAGCAGACUCUUGGACUAAUCGGGGAAACUGAUCUGUCCACGCAGUCUUCCGCAACUGUUCAAGCAGCUGAAGAGAGCAUGAGCCAGACGCUGUCGGCAUGGCAACCAUCCAUUUCGUCGUCUGCAUCGAAACUGCAUACGGCUUGGAUGCCGACCCAUGGGACAACGACGAUGAUGAUGACAACUACGACGGCGGCAACGACGACGUCGACGACGACGACGCCAACGGUGUCGAAUGGGGGCGAAGUCAGGCAAAUAACUGCGGGCAUCAACAAAGAAAAUGGGUAA
This is a messenger RNA of Protopolystoma xenopodis, 1101 nucleotides long. The record is from the annotation of a GenBank genome assembly. NCBI's taxonomy places the organism in Eukaryota, Metazoa, Platyhelminthes, Monogenea, Polystomatidea, Polystomatidae.